Nycticebus coucang (slow loris) is the source of this 1481-nucleotide messenger RNA. It is a transcript of the gene DXO, whose product is annotated as decapping exoribonuclease. The record is from RefSeq and is a predicted model, not a curated record. Gene Ontology annotation, biological process: NAD-cap decapping; nuclear-transcribed mRNA catabolic process. Lineage: Eukaryota; Metazoa; Chordata; Mammalia; Primates; Lorisidae. The coding region runs from base 229 to 1422 and encodes 397 amino acids. Gene Ontology annotation, molecular function: mRNA 5'-diphosphatase activity. The transcript is spliced from 7 exons. Gene Ontology annotation, cellular component: nucleus; cytosol.
CGGUGCGCAGGGGCGCUGGUGGCCCUGUUGGGAUUGACUUUGUGGUACAAAGCUAACCUACCACCACCACCCUUGCCCCUGAGGUGUCUGCUCGCCACUGUCGCUGAAUGAUUGCAUCAUCUAAAACAGAAGAACCACCUUUUCAUUCCUCUUGGGCUCUGACGUACCUGCCCUGGGAUCAUAGCCUUGCGGAAGUGAAAGUCGAAGUUGGGGGGUUUUGAGGACCUCAUGGAACCCAGAGGGAACAAGAGAGGAGCUGGGAAGAUAGAGGCAACUGGACCUCGGAACAAACUCCCCUGUCCAGCACCCUCACUGCGCACAGACCCUGCCCUCUACUCUGGGCCCUUUCCUUUCUACCGGCGCCCUUCACAACUGGGCUGCUUCUCCCUGGAUGCACAACGCCAGUACCAUGGAGAUGCCCGAGCUCUUCGCUACUAUAGCCCACCCCCCACCAACGGUCCAGGCCCCGACUUUGACCUCAGAGACGGAUACCCUGAUCGAUACCAGCCCCGAGAGGAGGAGGUCCGAGAAGGGCUGGAUCACCUGUUACGCUGGCUCCUGGAACACCGAGGCCAGCUGGAGGGGGGUCCAGGUUGGCUGGCAGGAGCCAUAGUGACGUGGCGGGGGCACCUAACAAAAUUACUGACAACACCAUAUGAGCGUCAGGAGGGCUGGCAGCUGGCAGCCUCCCGAUUCCAGGGGACACUGUAUCUGAGUGAGGUGGAGACACCAGCUGCUCGGGCUCAGAGGCUUGCUCGGCCACCCCUCCUCCGGGAGCUUAUGUACAUGGGAUACAAGUUUGAGCAGUACAUGUGUGCAGACAAACCUGGAGGUUCUCCAGAUCCCUCUGGGGUGGUUAACACCAACGUGGCCUUCUGCUCUGUGCUGCGUGGCCGCCUGGGAAGCCAUCCUCUGCUCUUCUCAGGGGAGGUAGACUGCACAGACCCCCAAGCCCCAUCCACACAGCCCCCCACCUGCUAUGUGGAGCUCAAGACCUCCAAGGAGAUGCACAGCCCUGGCCAAUGGAGGAGCUUUUACAGAUACAAGCUCCUGAAAUGGUGGGCUCAGUCAUUCCUCCCAGGAGUCCCGAGUGUUGUCGCUGGCUUCCGUAACCCAGAGGGUUUUGUCUGUUCUUUCAAGACCUUUCCUACCAUGGAGAUGUUUGAAUAUGUCAGGAAUGACCGUGAUGGCUGGAAUCCCUCUGUAUGCAUGAACUUCUGUGCUGCCUUCCUUAGCUUUGCCCAGAACAUAGUUGUCCAGGAUGACCCCAGGCUCAUCCACCUCUUCUCCUGGGAACCAGGUGGCCCAGUCACUGUGUCUGUGCAUCAAGAUGAGCCCUAUGCCUUUCUGCCCAUGUGGUAUGUGGAAGCCAUGACCCAGGACCUCCCAUCACCCCCUAAGACUCCCUCUCCCAAGUACUGAUGCUAUAGAGGGGCUGGUCCAGUCUCUGUGUGCACAGAUGAUAAAGAUAUAUUUGUAAG